This is a messenger RNA of Jaculus jaculus (lesser Egyptian jerboa), 3851 nucleotides long. RefSeq names its product carnosine N-methyltransferase 1 (gene Carnmt1). Gene Ontology annotation, molecular function: S-adenosylmethionine-dependent methyltransferase activity. The record is from RefSeq and is a predicted model, not a curated record. NCBI's taxonomy places the organism in Eukaryota, Metazoa, Chordata, Mammalia, Rodentia, Dipodidae. The coding region runs from base 1 to 1212 and encodes 403 amino acids. The transcript is spliced from 8 exons.
AUGCAGCGACGGCGGCGCGCUCAGCCACCCGCCUCCCGGCUGCCCGAGGGCGUGGGCGGGCGCGGCGGCGAGGAGGUGGAGGUGGAGGUGCAGUUCUCCGCCGGGCGUUUGGGCUCGGCGGCCGCGGGCGCCGCGCGCAGUACCGACGAGGACGAGGAGCGGCUGGAGCGCGAGCACUUCUGGAAGAUCAUCAACGCUUUCCGCUACUACGGCACCAGUAUGCAUGAAAGAGUGAACCGAACAGAAAGACAAUUCCGAUCACUUCCGGAUAAUCAACAGAAACUGCUUCCUCAGUUUCCUCUGCACUUGGACAAGAUCCGGAGAUGCAUUGAUCAUAAUCAAGAAAUACUGCUGACCAUUGUGAAUGAUUGCAUGCAUAUGUUUGAAAACAAAGAAUAUGGUGAAGAUGGGAAUGGAAAGAUUAUGCCAGCAUCUACAUUUGACAUGGAUAAGUUGAAAUCAACACUGAAACAGUUUGUGAGAGACUGGAGUGAAACUGGGAAGACAGAAAGAGAUGCCUGCUACCAGCCAAUCAUUAAAGAAAUUUUAAAAAACUUUCCCAAAGAGAAAUGGGAUCCUUCUAAAGUAAAUAUUCUGGUACCUGGUGCUGGACUAGGAAGACUGGCCUGGGAAAUAGCUAUGCUAGGUUAUGCUUGUCAAGGAAAUGAAUGGAGUUUUUUUAUGCUCUUUUCUUCCAACUUUGUACUCAACAGAUGUUCUGAAAUAAAUAAAUAUAAACUUUAUCCUUGGAUCCAUCAAUUUAGCAAUAAUCGGAGAUCAGCUGAUCAGAUUCGACCCAUCUUUUUCCCUGAUGUUGACCCCCACAGUCUUCCUCCUGCUUCUAACUUUUCUAUGACAGCAGGAGAUUUUCAGGAGAUUUAUUCAGAAUGCAAUACCUGGGACUGCAUUGCCACCUGUUUCUUCAUAGACACAGCUCACAAUGUAAUUGAUUAUAUUGAUACUAUAUGGAAAAUACUUAAGCCAGGUGGAAUUUGGAUAAAUCUUGGUCCUCUACUGUACCACUUUGAGAAUUUGGCAAAUGAACUUUCCAUAGAAUUGAGCUAUGAAGAUAUUAAAAAUGUUGUUCUGCAAUACGGAUUUCAGUUAGAGGUGGAAAAAGAGUCUGUAUUAUCAACAUAUACUGUGAAUGAUCUCUCUAUGAUGAAAUACUACUAUGAAUGUGUUUUGUUUGUGGUCCGUAAGCCACAGUAAUGGUUUACGUGAUGUUACCCAGAAUAGACGUUUUACUAAGAACAAAUGGUGAAAUAAACAACUGAAAAUCAGCUAUCAGUGACAACAGGAUACAACCUCAAAACAGUGGUGCCUUCUUAUUCCUACAAACAUAGUGUCUAUUUUCUUAAUAAUGUCUAUUGCUUUUUUUUCAAAAAUAUAAUAUGCCAUGCAGAUUUGUAUUACAGAAGUACAAAAUGGAGGAAAUAGCAAGUAUACAUUUUUCCUUGAGGCUCACAUGUCUUUCAGUAGAGAAAACCUAAACUCCCAUCUUCAUGAAGCUGUUAGGAGUCUGCCAUGUGAAUGACUGACUGUAUCGAAGUCAUAAUGACUUCCUUUGUGUUGCACUGUACAAAUUAUUUUUAGAGUCUAAGGAUCCUGACUUGUUCAACACCUGAAAUUGGGACCUGAAUGAUCUGUAUUGAAAAUGUUUCUAUUCUUUUAUCGUUCAGAUUAGUUGAUUUUUUUUUCUAACUCAGCUGAAUUUGGAGAAGUAUUAAACAUUUCAUUUUUAUGAAAUGCUAAAUUCAGCUGAAUCACAGGUCAGUGGAAUGUUCAGAAAUUAAGUCUUGGCCACACUAAAUUGAACACUAUUAUGAAGGAAUACUCAACCUGGAUCCCUUUGAAAUGUAUGAAAUUUCAACAUUGGAAUUGAGGCUAGCACAAAAAGCCUUUUUUAAAACUAGUACUAGGAAAAUAAUAAAAUCUGUUCACCAGAAACAGCCGACUUCAAAUUAGAACUGAAUUGUGAAGCUUGUCAGUGUAAUGUUUACAAUAAUGUCUUCAGAGUGUGUGGAUUAUGAAAGCAAGCACUUUUUAAGUUAAAACAAUUAUAUUCUAGGAAAAACUUUCAUGAUAGUAUUAAUGUACAAUUUGGGGUAUGAAAUUCAGGGAUAAAGUAAUGCCUAUGGUCUAUGUCUUCAAUACCCUAAGCAGCAGCCAUUCAUGUAAUAUUAGAUUGAUAUCAGUUUUGCUCCUUAGUGUAGAUGGAGUUUAAAACAGUAUGCUUGCUGCUUUAAAUUUCUACCUCUAGGAGAUCUUCAUUUGAGGAAGUUCUAUCUUUAUUUUUAAUGGUCUGUUCCACUUGCUUAGAAAGCAAAGAUGACUAUUUUAACUUUUUCUUGAAGAAAGAGCUUUUGCUGAAGAUUUUCAGAUGACUGUGACUGCUUUAAGACCUGUGGCAAUUUGAAUUAGAUGGACUUAACGUGCUGUAUCGUAUAUGCCAUGUUUUAAUAGGAAAACUUGCCGAUUUUGAGAUAGACCUUUGUUGGUACUUAGGCAGUGGGAGUCACUGUAGGAGCUGGCCUCUUUUUCACUGAGGUUUCUGCACCUAGUGAAGGUGAAGGAGCCUUUGUGAUUUCCAUCCCCACUGACAUAGUGAAGAGUUCCAGGGAAAGUCUGUGUACUCCCUUUCUUCUUUUGAAUUCUUGUUCUUAUGUCACCUAAUACUUGUUAUAUGUUCAUUUGGUAGACUUUGUUAUUACCUACUAAUUGCAAAGAGGGAGAUAAUCUCCCUCAAUUAUUUUUAAAGAAAAACACAAAGUCUUAAGUAUUAAAAAACUCAAUUGAACAGCAUGGAAUGAAGGCUAUUUUUGAGUAAUUCAGAAAUGCUUUUUAUUCAUUUACUAGUACUUUUUUUUUUGAGGCAGGGACUCACUCUAGCCCAGGCUGACCUGGAACACACUGUAGUCCCAGGCUGGCCUUGGAACUCACAGUGAUCCUCCUACUUCUGCCUCUCCAGUGCUGGGAUUAAAGCUGUGUGCCACCCCUGAUUUUUUUUUUUUCUUACAAAGGUAAUAUACAUUGACACUGAUGGGUUUUGCUUGAUUCCCUCCCCCUUUGCUAUCAGGUUGAUAAUAGUAGCAUUUCUGGGUUAUAGCAUACAUUUUAUUUGACUUUGAAAUCAGCUAUUCAUUUUUAAUUUUUCCCUCAUAUAAUCAAUAUCUUUAAGAUAUUCAAUACAAAUUUGCAUCACUUUUUCUCUUGUAGCCUUUGCAGUUAAUAUUUUCUAAACUGGAAAGUAUAGUCACUGGAGGAUUUAUUUAAUUUUGUAUUUCUUUUGUUCAGCUACUAAAGUGCAUAAGCUGUAAAGUUGUUAAUUUUUUUCAUUAUUAGCUAUAGAUAUAUUCUGUGCUGAGAAGGUGGCUCAGUGGUUAAAGGUGCUUGCUUGCAAAGCUUGUUAGCCUGGGUUCACUUCCUCACUACUCACGUAAUGCUGGAUGCAAUGAGUGGUGCAAGCACCUGGCAUUUGUUUGCAGGGGCAAAAGGUUCUGGUGUACCCACAUGCAUGUAAAUCUUUAAUGUUCUUUUCAUAUAUGUGAUCCUUGUGCUUGCUUUUCACUUUUUUAAUUUUCACCUUCUGACAUCGUGCAGAUUUCAGAAAUGCUAAUCAAUGAGUAAGGUGGGCCACAGUAAAUCUACAGGGAACGGUAUAAAUCCCAAUAUAAAAUUAUCAAGUUUGGGGACUGUAAAGCCUACUGUAUAUGUAAUGCUUAUUCUAACAGUUACCAGAAAAGCUGAAUUGGAAGCUUCAUGCCUGCAUGAAAUUUCCUAUAUUUUUAAUGUGUGUGAUGGACUUAAUUUUUCUUGGAUAUUAAAGCCUGCCAAUUGCUAUUAAACAA